Opisthocomus hoazin is the source of this 2005-nucleotide messenger RNA. It is a transcript of the gene MATN4, whose product is annotated as matrilin 4. Lineage: Eukaryota; Metazoa; Chordata; Aves; Opisthocomiformes; Opisthocomidae. The record is from RefSeq and is a predicted model, not a curated record. Gene Ontology annotation, molecular function: calcium ion binding.
AUGAAGCUCCUGCCCGUUGCCCCUCUCCUCCUGCUUCUCCUGACAAUGCUGGAAGCCAGACCAAAACCUGCAGCCCUGAAGUGCAGGACGGGUCCCCUGGACAUCGUGUUUGUGAUUGACAGCUCCCGCAGCGUGCGCCCCUUCGAGUUCGAGACCAUGCGGCGUUUCAUGAUGGACAUCAUCGGCAGCCUGGACGUGGGCCCCAACGCCACGCGGGUCGGGGUGAUCCAGUACUCCAGCCAGGUGCAGAACAUCUUCUCCCUCAAGACCUUCUUCACACGGGCAGACAUGGAGAAGGCCAUCAACAACAUCGUGCCACUGGCCCAGGGCACCAUGACAGGGCUGGCCAUCCAGUAUGCCAUGAACGUGGCCUUCACCACGCAGGAGGGCGCGCGCCCUCCACACAAGAAGAUCCCCCGCAUUGCCAUCAUCGUGACGGACGGACGGCCCCAGGACCGUGUCACCGAGGUGGCCACCCAGGCCCGGAACGCUGGCAUCGAGAUCUACGCUGUGGGCAUCCAGCGGGCGGACAUGAACUCGCUGCGGGCCAUGGCCUCGCCGCCGCUGGAGGAGCACGUCUUCCUGGUGGAGUCCUUCGAGCUCAUCCAGCAGUUCGGGAAGCAGUUCCAGGACAAGCUCUGCGGGGUGGACAUGUGUGUGGAGCAGGAGCAUGGCUGCCAGCACAGCUGCGUCAGCACCCCCGGCUCCUUCUACUGCGAAUGCAACCUGGGCUACAGGCUCAACGUGGACGGAAAGACCUGUUCCCCCAUCGAUGCCUGUGCAGAGGGGAGUCACGGUUGUCAGCACCAGUGCGUCAGCGCUCGUGGGUCAUACUCGUGCCGCUGCCGUGCUGGUUACUCCCUCAACCAGGACAAGAGGACCUGCUCUAUGAUCGAUUACUGCAGCUUCGGAAACCACAGCUGCCAGCACGAGUGCGUGAGCAUCCCCAACGGGCACUACUGCCGCUGCCGCAGCGGGUUCACGCUGCAGCCCGACAGCAGGUCCUGCAGGGCCACCGACCUCUGCAACGGGGUGGAUCACGGCUGCGAGUUCAAGUGCGAGAGCACGGAGGGCUCCUACCGCUGCGUGUGCCCCGAGGGCCAGCAGCUCCAGGCUGAUGGCAAGGCGUGCAGCAAAUGCGGGGCUGGGCAUGUUGACCUGGUGAUGGUGAUCGAUGGCUCCAAGAGUGUCCGGCCUCAAAACUUCGAGCUGGUGAAGCAGUUUGUGAACCGCGUCGUGGACCUGCUGGAGGUGUCCCCCCACGGCACGCGGGUCGGGCUGGUGCAGUACUCCAGCCGCGUCCGCACCGAGUUCCCCCUCAACAAGUACCACAGCGCAGAUGAGAUCAAGAAGGCGGUGAUGGAGAUGGAGUACAUGGAGAAAGGCACCAUGACGGGCCUUGCCCUCAAGCACAUGGUGGAGCACAGCUUCUCCGAGCUGGAAGGUGCCAGACCUCUCUCCCACAACGUCCCCAGAAUUGGACUUGUCUUCACGGAUGGGCGGUCCCAGGACGACAUCUCCGAAUGGGCCAGGAGAGCAAAGGAUUCAGGGAUCGUCAUGUUUGCUGUGGGUGUUGGCAAGGCUGUGGAAGAGGAGCUGCGAGCGAUUGCCUCCGAGCCAGUGGAGCAGCACUUCUCCUACUCAGCUGACUUCACCACCAUGACCCACCUCGUGGAGAACUUCAAGCUGAACAUCUGCCCAGAGGAGAGCAAAGGGGAGACCGAGAUCCGCAGCCCGUGCGAGUGCGAGGCACUGGUGCAGUUCCAGACGAACACCGUGGCCAUCCUGCAGAGCCUGACCGAGAAAAUUGCUCAGAUGACAGCCAGACUCGAAGACUUGGAAAAGCAGAUUGCCAAGAAGAAGUGAUCCUUGCAGAGGGCUGCAGCGCUCAGACGGGGCCCGGGGUUGUACAGUAGCUACGUGGCAUUGUUAUUGCUAGGUUAUUGUAAAGCAUCAGUGUUUGUCCUUGUAUUGCAAAAUCCCAAGGGAGAUGCGGAGUGUAUUU